Molecule: messenger RNA, 862 nt
Organism: Dipodomys ordii (Ord's kangaroo rat)
Lineage: Eukaryota; Metazoa; Chordata; Mammalia; Rodentia; Heteromyidae
Product: valine--tRNA ligase-like
Exons: 4
Biological process (GO): translational elongation
Cellular component (GO): cytoplasm; nucleus
Source: RefSeq, a predicted model, not a curated record
ACGUGGGUGCAGGCUGCCCCUGUGGCGGUCGCAGUGAGCUGGGGUCUCCGGAGAACCGCCCACCAUCUCCGCCGGCCCGCUCCUCUGCCCCGGCCUCCCCACCCGUCCAGCCGUGGCAGAAACCAGCUGCCAGGUGGACUCCCAGCUCCGUGAGACCGCCUCCCUCCAGUCUCUCCACCUCGUUCGGACCUCUACACGACCAUGUCCAUCCUCUACGUCUCCCCUCAUCCAGAUGCGUUCCCCAGCCUCCGAGCCCUCAUAGCGGCUCGCUAUGGGGAGGCUGGAGAGGGCCCGGGCUGGGGAGGACCCCACCCUCGCAUCUGUCUCCAGCCACCCCCUACCAGCCGGACUCCCUUUCCCCCACCUCGCCUGCCUGCCCUGGAGCAGGGACCCGGUGGCCUCUGGGUGUGGGGAGCCACAGCUGUGGCUCAGCUCCUGUGGCCAGCAGGUCUAGGAGGCCCUGGAGGUAGCCGGGCAGCUGUCCUUGUCCAACAGUGGGUCAGUUAUGCAGACACGGAGCUCAUACCAGCUGCUUGUGGGGCAACACUACCAGCUCUGGGACUCCGAAGCCCUGCUCAGGACCCCCAGGCUGCAUUGGGGGCCCUGGGUAAGGCCCUGAGCCCCUUGGAGGAGUGGCUUCGACUGCACACCUACCUGGCUGGAGAUGCCCCCACUCUGGCUGACCUAGCUGCUGUGACAGCCUUGCUGCUACCUUUCCGAUACGUCCUGGACCCCUCUGCCCGCCGGAUCUGGGGUAAUGUGACUCGCUGGUUUAUCACUUGUGUCCGGCAGCCAGAGUUCCGAGCCGUGCUGGGAGAAGUGGUUCUAUACUCAGGGUCCAAGUCUCUCUCUCAACAGCCAG